Messenger RNA from Penicillium samsonianum, 348 nucleotides. RefSeq lists its product as uncharacterized. The coding region runs from base 1 to 348 and encodes 115 amino acids. The transcript has a single exon. The record is from RefSeq and is a predicted model, not a curated record. Lineage: Eukaryota; Fungi; Ascomycota; Eurotiomycetes; Eurotiales; Aspergillaceae.
AUGAAACGAGUAGAGGAGGUGCGUGCACUACUGCGUCUGCAGAGAAGGCCCGUGGUCCAAGAAGUCAAGACCAAGAGAACGGUCUGCAGGGACUAUGCGAGAUGGAGUGCAGAUGAUCUGCGCCGGGUGAUGGAUGAUCCUCAAGGAUUGGCUAGAGGCGGGGACCUAGUCAAGCCAACAGAGGGGCAGAUGACAACUGUGUCGAACGUGGAUUCGGCUUCCGAUGAGCUGGGGCAAGCCGUGACUCGGUUCAAAUGGGGGCCACUUUCGAGGAAAGUUCUCCGACUCGAGGGUAUGCGGCCAAGAUCGGAAGAUCAGAGGUUUUUAAUAUGGCAGGCUGAUAGAUAA